UACAUAUAGUUUAAUAUAGAUUCAAUAUGGGGGCCGACCUAUAUCAGAUUUAAUAUAAAAAUAUAUAAUUGCUCAAAAACAUAGGGCAGCGAUCAAAUACAUGAAAAAGCAGCAAUUGAUAUGUGAAAAGGUGCGAAUUGGAAAUAGAAAGGGAUGUGAUCUGCAAGUGUGCAGCGAUUAAUUCUGAAGGGUUAUGUCCCUUGCAAGGGCAAUGAACUUAAUGAAAGGAUGUGACUCUCCCAUCAUGAAGAUAUAAAAUAGGAGAGAUGGCCAUUUGUUGAAGGGGGUAAUCAAAAAGCACAAGCACUCAUCCACAAAGGGCAGAUGAGUCAUAAAAUAUCAAAGCGACCAAGCAAUAAUUCCCAGCAACCUCAAUCCAUCAAGGAUAGGCAGCAUUGUAAUCGGCAGCCUACAUUCAUCCAACCAUAUCAGAAAAAAAAAUAUCAAGCAACGAGUACAAACAGCAAUCAGGCAUAUAUCGAUCAGAUCAAAGGUUUACUAUAUAUAGCAGACAAUAGCAAUCUCAUUCAUCUUUGUGUGAAGGAAGAAAUACGUGAUAAGGAGGCAGCAGCACUGACACCCGAAACAAGUGCGCCAACCCCUGGGGUGGGGCCAAGAGGCCAAAUGUCUGGGUCUUCAUUCCAUGCUCUUGGGCUUGAUUGGGAAGGACAGGCUCCUGGCGCCUUAUAUGAUUCUCCGAAGGAUUCCAUAGUGUGGAUUGGUUGGUAGGGAAGCCUUUGAUUGAAACCCGUCAUGCUCUCAAAGAGGAUGAAUAAGGAAACAUGUAUAGAAGAUGCAGAUACAAGCAUCCCACUAGAUAGACCACCACAUGCUGGAUGUCCGAUGUGCCUGCCACUUGGGGCUAAGGGGGAUGAUAUAUCCUGUCUGGGGCUUAGUGUGAGGAUUGCUUCAGGCUGAUCCUAUCAUGUUCCUCAUUCAAACUCUAUUGUGAUUAGACCUAUCUAAUGAAUUAUGAUAAUUAUAUGUAUUUGUACUUACAUGUGUGAUUACUAACUCGAAUGGAUAAAU
Messenger RNA from Cryptomeria japonica (Japanese cedar), 1029 nucleotides. RefSeq lists its product as uncharacterized. The transcript has 2 exons. Bases 325 to 729 code for a protein of 134 amino acids. The record is from RefSeq and is a predicted model, not a curated record. Lineage: Eukaryota; Viridiplantae; Streptophyta; Pinopsida; Cupressales; Cupressaceae.